Melampsora larici-populina 98AG31 is the source of this 153-nucleotide messenger RNA. RefSeq lists its product as uncharacterized. The transcript has a single exon. The coding region runs from base 1 to 153 and encodes 50 amino acids. The record is from RefSeq and is a predicted model, not a curated record. Lineage: Eukaryota; Fungi; Basidiomycota; Pucciniomycetes; Pucciniales; Melampsoraceae.
AUGUUAGGGCCCAUUCGGUACGAUUCGAUAUACGUAUAUCGUGAUAUACUACACCAAACCAAUAUACAGUAUAUCACGAUAUACAUAUAUCAAAUCCCAAAAAAAACAGUGGUGUUCGGACAAUUUAUUUGGACAAGAAACCAAAUCGUAUAA